Chara braunii is the source of this 2867-nucleotide messenger RNA. The record is from the annotation of a GenBank genome assembly. NCBI's taxonomy places the organism in Eukaryota, Viridiplantae, Streptophyta, Charophyceae, Charales, Characeae.
GCCCGGGGUAGGAAACCUAGGGGGUGAUCCUCUUCUUUUAUUUUUUAUUUAUUUUAGUCUAUUGAUUAGGACCGGGAGGAAAGUAUAGCUGGGUUGGUUACCUAGCUGCAUUUUCCCUCCCACCCACCCCUUUGCCUGCAUUCCCGGUUUGGUAGAGUGCCACGUCAGCAACAGUGCCACGUCAGCAGUGCCCCGCCACCAUGACGGGCUCAGUUCUGGGCAUGCCAGGCCAACUGGCCAAUGAGUCCAUUGCCGAGUACCGACAGCGUCUCGAAGCUCACCUCGCACUGAUCGAGGCUGAGGAACAGCGUCAGGCGGCAGCCGAGGCUGCCUGCCUACAAGCUGAAGCGGCGGCAACAGCUGAAAAGCAGCGGCUUCAAGCCGAAGCAGAAGCAGAUACCCAGGAGUUCGUCCGAGGGUCGAAAUUUCCAGUGUGGGAUAAAUGCAAAGGUUCCGGUGUCUGGAGGAUGCUCUCUGUUCGUGAAGGACGAGCAGCUUCUCUGCACACGCUGACUUCUGAUCUUCCUCCUGAUCAUCAUUCUCCUCCACCAAUAGAACAGGUCAUGCUCGUUGUGCAGUGCUGUCCCAAGGGCAUUGAUGAAAAGGAGCUCUCUGAGGAAUACAAGCGGAUGAGUGGUUUCCUUGCAGACCGUGCGCACUCCUGUGACCCUCCCUUGCCAUUGACUGCCCUUGUAGUGCAGCAUUACGACGGGGUUUCGAACUCUGCACCUGCAGACUGUCCACUGAUUCCACUUUUGAUUCCCAAACCCAAGGUGCCUGAACACAUGGAGGUUGCUGAUGGGGAGCCUCAAGAUGGAGAACCCUUGCUUCAUAUUCAUGAGCAUUUGGCUGGUCUCAAGUUCCGUAUUUCCCCCACGGCCUUCUUCCAGGUGAACACGUCUGCCGCUGAGAGGUUGUACGCACUGGCUGGUGAUUGGGCAAAGCUUGGACCAACCACACUCCUCUUUGACGUUUGCUGCGGAACCGGUACAAUCGGCCUAACUCUUGCUCAUCGGGUUGGAAAGGUGAUUGGAAUUGAGCUGAAUGAGGCAGCGGUGGCGGAUGCGAAUGUCAAUGCAGAGAUCAAUCAGAUAAAGAACUGCGAGUUUGUUGCUGGCAAGGCUGAGGCUGUGAUGGACCGGCUAUUACAAUGGUACUCUUCAGAUAUAGCAGCAGUUGGCACCGAUUCAGCGGACCGAGGCGCCGCAGUCACAGCAGUCACUGUUAGCCCAAGGCAGGGAGGAACAGAGGACAUUGAUGAUCGCCGAAAAGAUGACGAGAGUUCGACUAAGACUGUCAUUCUCGCACAAUCUAGGGAGGACAAUGACAUAAACGACGCAGUUCGUGACAAAAGUGUGUGUGGAGCCAGCAGGAUAAAAGAUUUAGAAGCUGAGAAAACCCAGCAGAGGGAGGUCGUCAUUCCUCAGGCGCCGAGAGAUGCUUCGUCCUGUGCGUUGGGACAGCUGAGUCCCGAUGGAACCACUCAGGAUGGAGAUGCCAAGAUGGGACUUGGUGAUCACCCGCUUCGGUAUCUUGGCACCAAUCUCGUGGGACCGGAGGUGGUGCUCUCAAAUAGUCAUAAUGAGCCGAUUGGCAAAUCGACAGGGGAGGGCAUUCACGAAAAUGAAGGUGGUGUUAAAAAAACAGGGGUGCAGACAUUGGAUUCAGCAGUGAAGGACGGGAUGAUGCAGCAGGAAAUGACAGGACCACGUCCUACUACAAUAAACGACGAAACUCCUCGAACAAAUCCCGGCAGUACCCCACAGGGAAAGAAGUAUUCAGAUGUUGUUGCUAUCGUUGAUCCACCACGAGGUGGCCUUCACCCUACGGUUUUGCGCAAUCUCCGCACACAUUCACGAAUUCGCAGACUUGUAUACGUGUCUUGCAAUGUCGAGACGCUUGCAGCGAAUGCCAUCGAACUCUGCACGCCAUUAUUUGACGACGAUGACAAGAGCACUGUCAAGGGAUCUGGAGGAGGUGGUUGGUACCCGAUGCGAGGCCUUGGGGGCACCGGCCUGGCCAAGCGGCGACUGCAGCGCAUGCCGGAUUCCGAGCCAUUCACACCGGUCAAAGCAAUGGCCGUCGACCUCUUUCCGCACACGCCUCAUUGCGAGGUAGUGAUGCUAUUUGAACGGUGAGUUGAUCGCGCUCUUGGUUGUGUGUGAUAUACUGAAGGCAGAAAGAACGGAAGUCCGAGCCGAAAGAUUUGGAAGCAAGCGCACUGGACUGCCAACAAGUCGGCGUGUUUGCGUUUUCUUAGUACCGGAACUGUCCUCAAUUUUUUUUUCAUUUUCCUUGGAAUAAAGUGAAGAAGCGUCACUACACCAUGACGCCGCCAUCCACUUGUGCAGAUGUUGUUCUUAAACCACCAGUACUUGGCCCAGCUAUCGGCCGUGGAAAAGAAUAGAGUAGAAACGUCUCUAGUCGGAUGAAUUUGGUCACUUCCAUAGUGGCCGGUACAUUUCCUAAAAUUGUGGCUUGUUAACGGGCGCGACAUUAGGAAGUACUGGUGGUUUAAAUAAAGUGGCCAACCAAUGAACCAACGAACCAAGCAACCAACAGUGGUAAGGUCCCACUAGCACCGAGAAUUGGAUUGAAUGCCUGAAUCUGGACGUUGUUUGUGGAAAGGUGCAGAAGAUCGAGAUUGCACUGGUUUUCUGUCUGUCUGCGUAAAGCACGUCCAGAUUCAGGAGCUUAACGAAAUGGUGUCAUGGAACCAAAACGAAUCCCUUUUUUUCUUUUUUUCCUUUUUUUUUUUUUUUGUUAGUGGAGGCAUCCCGUUUUUGGGGAAGCAGCAAAUCUCAGGGUGUAGGGGAGUCCUUGGGGGAUUUUUAACCUUUUGUUUUUAAUGAAGGCAUCCUUUUGGG